Molecule: messenger RNA, 3951 nt
Organism: Galdieria sulphuraria
Lineage: Eukaryota; Rhodophyta; Bangiophyceae; Galdieriales; Galdieriaceae
Product: regulatory associated protein of mTOR isoform 1
Exons: 9
Coding region: 11-3841 (1276 amino acids)
Biological process (GO): cellular response to starvation; positive regulation of protein serine/threonine kinase activity; positive regulation of cell growth
Cellular component (GO): TORC1 complex; cytoplasm
Molecular function (GO): protein-macromolecule adaptor activity; protein binding
Source: RefSeq, a predicted model, not a curated record
UUGUUGUUUGAUGGCUCAAUUACGAGAACAUGGAACAGAAAUAUGGAAGUACUUGGACGAAAAGCACCUUGAAGCCCUUGAAGUUUCUCUUGCAACUAAGACUGCUGGACUUUCUUAUACUGGUGUUGUAGAAAACUGGAGGAUACGUCAUCGAGUCAAAAUAUCUAGCGUUGGUUUGGUUCUUUGCUUGAGUGAGGGUCCACAGUUGUAUGAAGAGGGAAAACCUAAUCCUUGUGCAACCUUGGAAUGUUGGAUAGAUCCUUUAAAAUUAGGAUCACAGAGACCAUCUGAGGUUGUGAGUGCGGCUUUACAAGGACAAUACGAAAGAUGGCAACCAAAGGCCCAAUAUCAUCUUGUUGCGGAGCCAACGUUAGAUGAUGUACAUAAGCUUUGCUUGCAACUUCGGAGUGAAGCCAAGGAUGAAAGAGUCCUGUUUCAUUAUAAUGGUCAUGGAGUUCCCAGACCAACAGCAACGGGAGAGAUUUAUUUGUUUAGUGAAAAUUUCACUCAUUAUGUUCAACUUUCCUUGUUUGAACUUCAAAGCUGGCUAGGAACUCCAUCCGCUUUCGUUUUUGACUGCUCCAAUGCAGGUUUGAUACUUUCAUCUUUUCUUGAGUUUGCAAAGAAAAGAGACAAACUCAGUCCUACCUCAAAUGCAGUUUUAGAUGAAGUAAAUGAUAUUCAAGUUGGAAACGAGAAAGAGGGUUGGAAAAAUGAACUAAAAUCCUUUUCUGAUAGUAUUAUAUUUGCUUCAUGCGGAGCGGAAGAGACACUGCCAACUAACCCGUAUUUUCCAGCAGAUAUUUUAACAUCUUGCUUGACUACUCCUAUUCAAAUGGCAUUUCGAUGGUUCUUACCACGAUCUUUGGUUUCAGGAGUUCGUCUAGAAAUGUUGGAUCGCAUUCCUGGAAAAGUGAAUGACAAGAAAACAAUGUUUGGAGAACUAAAUUGGGUUUUCACAGCUGUAACGGAUUGUAUCGCAUGGAAUUCACUUCCGAGAGCUCUCUUUCAUAAAUUGUUUCGCCAAGAUCUAUUAGUAGCAUCGUUGUUUAGAAAUUUUCUGUUAGCUGAACGCAUUCUCAAAUCUCUCAAUUGCACACCAAUCACAAAUCCUCAACUUCCUCCAAUGAAUCACCAUCGUUUAUGGCAUGCAUGGGAUUAUAUGAUGGAGCUCUGCCUUGCUCAGCUUCCCUCAUUAUUGUCAACCGAUGAGAAAAAGGGAACUGAAAAGGAUUACUUCGAUGACGAAAAUCUUCGCAACAAUGAAGAAAUAAGGAGAGAUAUCAUUCUUGGAGAAAGAAUGAAUACCUCAGCAUCCUACAUAUCCAUUCCAUUUUUUGAGCAUCAGUUGUCUGCAUUUGAGACAUGGUUAACAAUAGAAAGUGAAAAACCCACAGUUCCUGAGCAGUUACCGAUUGUUUUGCAGGUUCUUCUGAGUCAAAAUCAUCGCAAGCGCGCACUUACUCUUAUAGGAAGAUUCUUAGAAUUAGGAGACUGGGCAGUUGACUUGACUUUAUCAGUUGGAGUAUUUCCUUAUAUUCUUAAAUUACUACAGAGCUCGUCAAUGGAGUUGAAAAAAGAAUUAGUAUUCAUAUGGGGAAAAAUAAUCUGCCAAGAUCGUUCAUGUGUUGCAGAUCUAGUAAGAGAAAAGGGUCACAUUUAUAUGUUGGACUUUUUGGAUACGGAUGAGGAAGAAGCCUAUGAAAGUCAAGUGAUGGCAUUAUUCAUUUUGUCCGUUGUUUCCGGUUUUGCUCCAAAGAAACUGAUCGAAUCUCGUGCAUUGGACACUGUGAUGUCCAAAGCGGUUUUUUCAAAGGACACGCGUGUUAGAAGAUGGUCUUUUCUGUUUUUCUCCAAAUUUAUGAAAAAUUAUCCUCCGAUAGCUGAGGAACUCUUUGAAAAUGAUGAUUUCAUAAGAACCACAUUAACAGUAUUGCGAAGUGAUGAAGCUCCAGCUAAUCGUGCUUCUGUCUUGUAUUUUUUAGAAUUUCUUCCUCCUGGAAUGCCUUUUCAGUUGGAACUAUAUGAAGAUUUUUUGUUAAUAAGAGACUUGGGUGUCGAUCUUGGAAAUAUUGCUCUGGGCUUCAUCAUUAGUAUCAUCGAAGAGAAAAGUGACGAUGCAUCUCCUUUGGUUAGAAGAGAAGUAGUCAAAUUGACUGCUAGAACUAUAAAGACACUAUAUGAUGGUGAUCCUAAAAAAGUGGGAUAUUCUAUGGAAAGGAACCUUGUAGAAGAUCCUUUGGGAACUUUUUUGCUUCAAGUUCUCCUUUAUCUCUCAGGAGAUCCUCAGAUAGAAGUUUCUUCCUUUGCUUCCGAAAUUUAUAGAGACUUGGCAGAAACUUCCUUUCGAAAUGAGCGCCAAGGUAUCCAAGGACGAGAAACAAAGUCUAUUUCAGAGAAUUAUGAUGGUUCUGCUAAAAGUUUCAUUCCAGAUAUAAAAAAUGCGUCACUUCCUCGGGUUGUUUCUUUGGAAGGAAUUGCACAACAAAUGGAAGCAUUCAAAAUUCAUUCUACCAUGGAUGACGAUGACGUAGACUACAACGAUAUCGAGAUGAACUCACAAAAUGGCGAAAAGCAGAGUCAACAUAUAGGAAAUGCAUGGAGGCUUCCAUCUUUGUAUGAUUGGAGUCAAGGCGAGAUUAUGAAUCUUCGAAUUUCUGAAAGUCUUAAAGGAGGCCAAUCACCGCAAAGUAUCUUUGAAAAUCUAUAUAAUCAAAAUAAGCAAAUGGUAUAUCUGCCGGACAUUAUUGACGAAGGAUAUCUGUUAUCUGAUAAACCAGUUUAUGUUCGUUGGCAUCAUAUGGAGAACUUACAGGAACAAGUAACCAUUGAUCUUGGAGGAUCGCCAGUGACAUGUGUAAAGUUUUCACCGAUGUGUUCUCAGCUCAUUAUUGGAACGCGCAAUGGUGAAUGGAGUGAAUGGAAUCCAGAAAAUGGGAUUCAACAACUCACUGCUUCUUGUGGAGAUAGGGAAAUAUGUGCCAUGCGAGUGAUUGGUGAAGCUGGUGGAAGAAUCACUUCAUAUACACGUUAUGUAUUGCUAACAGCAUGUUCCGACAGUACAAUUAUGCUAUGGAGAGUUGACAGGUAUAAUCAAGAUAUUCGAAUGGUCUUUAGUUGUCGAUGUUGGUCUCAAUUCGAUGAUAUGGAAGAAAAUAUCGACUACUCUAAAGCUAACAUUUCGAAGAAAUUUGCAAUGUCUUGGGAACCUUAUAGUGCAAGAAUUGCAACUAACCGAAGGAAUCCAGGUGUUAUCAGGUUUUGGGAUCUUCCUCAAGAAAUGUGUUUUGCUAGGUGCAGAGUUCCAUUGGAUUCUUGCAUAAAUAGCCUCACAUGGACCGGUUCAAUAGCAAAUAUGGGUCCUCAAUGUCUUUUUGGAGGUACUGAUAAUGGAAGUCUAUUUACAGUUGAUUUGAGAACCCAAAACUCCAUCGAAUCGGUUCCCAUUGAGAAUUCAAUACAUAAUGACGCUAUUGUUCGAGUUCUUGGCCAAGCGUCCAGCACAGGAGGUCAUUUAUUGUCUGCUUCCAAAGAUGGUGUGGUUUGUGUUUGGGACCCCCGAAAACUAUCAACUGGUUUAGAAACAAUAUCAACAUUGCAACUUGGACAAGUCGGAUUUCUUUCAGCACAUACUUGUUUGCCUAUGUUUGCGUGUAGGACAACAGAAAGCAACGUAGACAUUUUCAAUACAAAAGGUGAGUUACUCAAGAGCCUGGAAAUACCAGAUUGUGCAGAAACAAAAAAUCGCGUCAAUUGGAUUACUUUCGAUAUUGAACAACCUUAUCUUGGUAUUGGACUAGAAAACUCAGUUGUUAGCAUAUACUCGUCGAAUAAGGCGUAAAGCUUCUUAAGCUGCAACUACAGUUGUAGAAAGAUAACUCCUCAACAGUCAACGCCUUUAAUAUCUGUUUUAUUUUAAGCCUUCAAGGACAUAAACCUUGUUCCAUAAAA